AUGUUGUGUACAGUAUUUUGUAAUCAGAUUUUAUCUUAUCUCCUUCCCGUCGAAGUGAAAUUUCAAUGGCGCACCACCACGACCACCACCAUGGACAUGGGCACCAUCAUCCCGACGACUCUGCUGCAGACUUCGCUGAGGCAAACAAGGAGCAUUUCACCAGCCAGGUCGCGGAUUUCGACAAGCCUAUGUACACGGAGCUCGCUCAAAAGCAAGGCGACAACUCUCAUGCGCGAGCACUACGCAUUCGACAAGAAUGCGACUACGUUGAUGGACUUUGCGUGUGGCGCAGGCCACAUCUCGAGGGGAUUGAAUCCUUACGCAAAAUACAUCGUGGGGGUGGAUAUCACGCAAGCCGCGAUCGACAUGUACAACGAACGCGCCGCAGAAAAGGGGGUCCCGCCAGAGGAAAUGCGGGGCGUGUGCGCCGAUCUCAAAGGGGACGAGAGUGAACUCGAUGGACUCAAAUUCGACGUCAUAGCCUGUUCCAUGUCUUACCACCACUUCGGGUCCAUCGAGGACAUCACAAAAAUGCUCGCGUUCUUCCUGAAGCCAGGCGGCGCGCUCCUCGUCGUGGACAUCUUGCACAUUCCCGGAAGCGACGGCGAGAACAAGUCCAUGGUCCCAGAGAAAUAUCACCACGUCGUUGCGCAUACCUCCGGAUUCAAGGAGAGGAUCCGGGCUGUGUUUGAGGGCGCUGGGUUGACCAUGACCAAGUUCGUUUCGGAUGCAGUGGUCGACUUCGAGCUCACGCAUUCGGGGGUCGUCACUUUGUUCUUCACGAAGGCGGUCAAACCAUCUUCCUGA
This is a messenger RNA of Cyclocybe aegerita, 807 nucleotides long. NCBI's taxonomy places the organism in Eukaryota, Fungi, Basidiomycota, Agaricomycetes, Agaricales, Hemipholiotaceae. The record is from the annotation of a GenBank genome assembly.